AUGGUAUCGCUGUUCAGUUUUCUUCUGGCCAGCAGCCUCGUGGUUGCAGCCCAGGCUCUGGACCUGCGCCUCAUCACGCACAACGUUCGUCAGCAGACAGCCGAUCUGGGCGAGGGGGAGAAGGACUGGACUGAAAGGGUCGGUCCCAUGGUGGCACAGCUGAGCCACGAGGUGGCCGGCAACCCGGACACGCUCAUGUGCUUCCAGGAGGCCAAGCACGGGCAGGUGGAGGACCUGAAGAGCGGGCUGGGCAACGGAUGGGAGUACUACGGUCAAGGUCGCGAGGGUGGCGAGGCGGGCGAGUACUCCGUCAUCUUCUACCGGCCGUCGGCGUUCGAGAUCCUCAACAGCACGACGUACUGGCUCAGCGAGACGCCCGAAGAGGUCUCGAAGGGGUGGGACGCGGCGUUCGAGCGCAUCGUCACCGUCGUCCGAUUCCGGAACAAGGCCUCGGCCAAGGAGUUUGUGCACAUGUGCACCCACUUCGACCACAAGGGCACCGAGGCCCGCCAGAAGUCGGCCCAGCUCAUCCUGGGAUUCGCCUCUGACUGGUCCGACGGAGACGGCACCCCCGUCUUCAUCGGCGGAGACCUCAACGUCGACCCGGAGAACGAGGCCUACGCCACCCUCACCUCGGAGCUGUCUGACACCUUCGACCAGGUGUCCGGGGACCGACACUACGGCUACAACAACACCUUCACCGGCUUCAAGACCGGCCAGGAAGGACAGCGCAUCGACUACAUCUUCUCCAAGAAUUCCCAAGGCAUCAAGUUUGUGUCGUUUGCCAUCCUGCACACCUACUACAACGAUUUUUUCACGUCCGACCAUCGUCCCGUGGUCGUCGACGCCAUUGUGUCUUGA
Geosmithia morbida is the source of this 861-nucleotide messenger RNA. Its product is annotated as Endonuclease/Exonuclease/phosphatase family. Lineage: Eukaryota; Fungi; Ascomycota; Sordariomycetes; Hypocreales; Bionectriaceae. The transcript has a single exon. Gene Ontology annotation, molecular function: 3'-5'-RNA exonuclease activity. The record is from RefSeq and is a predicted model, not a curated record. Bases 1 to 861 code for a protein of 286 amino acids.